Messenger RNA from Adineta steineri, 237 nucleotides. The record is from the annotation of a GenBank genome assembly. NCBI's taxonomy places the organism in Eukaryota, Metazoa, Rotifera, Eurotatoria, Adinetida, Adinetidae.
AUGUCAAAAGAUUUAGAUCCAACCGGCGGAAUGUUUGGUGGACAGAAAGAUACUAUGAUGGGAAAAAUUGUAGGUCCAGGAAAACCAGAUUCACAUACAUCUGCUCCACCUGGUGCUAAAACUGAUGUUAUUAAUCCGAAUCAACCGGCUGAUCCAAAUCGUGAUCAUGAACCAAAGAUUAACUUUCAAAAGGAACCAAUGCCAGGUCAAGGUCCUCAGACUGGUGGUUUACAUUGA